This is a messenger RNA of Parnassius apollo (apollo), 1497 nucleotides long. The record is from the annotation of a GenBank genome assembly. Lineage: Eukaryota; Metazoa; Arthropoda; Insecta; Lepidoptera; Papilionidae.
AUGCAGAAAAUAAUUUUUGUAUUGGUGCUUAUAGUGCAUUUUUGUCGUGGCAUUAUAUACCGAUUAAAUGACGAAAUGUACAACAAAAUGCCGCCAGUAUUUCAAUUUGAAGACUAUGAGCCUUGUAUGAGUGAACCGGACGGCGUUUACUGCAUGACGAAAUUCGCCCUUGUUUCAGACACUAACAGUGAGCUUUUAAACAUGAUUCACAACUUCUCCAAACACCAAGUUAGACACUACAACCAUUCAAAACUUCACUACGGAGUGUGCCUUACAACAACAUGUGCGGAAUAUUACUAUAACGGUGAUGAAAACCGGGACUUACGGGUCUAUGACAUUCUACCGUACCACACUUUUAUAAACGGCACACUCGUCGUUCAGGUUUUCUUCCUAAUGACUGGCUUUCUGCUGGCCUUCACCGUACAGAUGAAAUCGGAAAAAAUGAAUUUUACUUGGGUCAUGAUACCAAUUGAAAUUUGCAGGAGGUGGUUGAGGUUAACUCCUGUAUACGCGGUUGUGUUGGCCAUCACAUCUACUUGGUUGCGUUUCUUCGGAUCCGGUCCUAUGUGGAAUGAAGAAGUAGUAAAAGAAGCCGAAGACUGUCGUUGUAUCGCUUGGCGGAACUUGCUUUAUAUUAACAACUAUUUCGACGACAAACAAUGCUUAGUGCAGGCUUGGUACUUAGCGGCUGACAUGCAACUAUACUGCCUUGGUGUUUUCAUAUGCUUAAUGGUGACAAAUAGUACCGUUAGAAAAGUAGUGCUGUCGCUACUGUUCGCAGCUGGUGUAAUAAUUCCUGCUGUUGUGACCUAUGUAAAGGAUUUGGACGCUGUUCUUAUAGUUUCACCUGAAACAUGUAUACACUACUUUAUCAAGGACCCAACUUUCAACUACGUCUAUAAGCGUGGGCACACUAACUUGGCAGGUUUCAUUAUCGGCUUAAGCAUGGGAUAUAUUACUUAUCAUUUAUUGCGCAUCAACUUUAAUGUCGAGAAGUAUAAGAAACAUUUGUGGAUAUACCAACUAUUAUUCCCCACCACGUUAAUAAUAGCAUGGUUGGGAAGUGUUUUCUUCCGCGACGCUCCUCGUGACUCCAUCUAUAUCCGGGCUCUGUACGCUGGUAUCAUGAAGCCUGUUAGCACUUUGCUGUUGGCGUUAUUUAUACUGGGAGCUAUAUUCAAAUGUGAUAAAAUAACUCGAAAUAUAUUAGAGUGGCGGAGGUGGGUCACACCAGCGCGGUUGUCCUACAGCGCGUAUGUUCUACACUUAUCAGUUAUUCGUACAUACAUCGGCACUUCCGAAACACAAACAAAUGCGCUGUUCCUUAACAUGGCUUUUACAAGCAUAUCAAUGGUGAUUUUGGCCUUCCUUCUUGCAACACCGUUGUGGUUACUGGUGGAAGCCCCGGCGAAUGAAUUAGUACGAAUGACUUUUUCAUUGCUAAUUGGCGCCCAGGAGACAAAGAAGACUGAUGGAGUUAGAUUAAAGAUAACAUAA